This is a messenger RNA of Apis dorsata (giant honeybee), 2678 nucleotides long. RefSeq names its product dipeptidase 1-like. The record is from RefSeq and is a predicted model, not a curated record. Gene Ontology annotation, biological process: proteolysis. Bases 663 to 2324 code for a protein of 553 amino acids. The transcript has 16 exons. Gene Ontology annotation, molecular function: metallodipeptidase activity. Lineage: Eukaryota; Metazoa; Arthropoda; Insecta; Hymenoptera; Apidae.
AGAGAGAGAAAAGUCGUAGGUGCGAGCAGGACAACAAUGUACAACAGACAAAGAAGCAGGCGUGAAAGCUCGGCGGACAGAGGAGGACAGAGGAGCGAGUGUGUGCAGCGAAAGGUGCAGCGAGUUGGAAAGGGAUGCGACGAUUGCGGAAAGCCGAGGAAAGAGCGAGAAGAGCCGAUCGUGGGUUUCGGGGGUGGUCGGGUUGCCAUGGCAGCUGCCCCGGCCGGGUAGCAGACCCCAGUCUUGCCGCGGCGGUCGCCGAGUGCGCACGGCUCCAUUCCUUGCCCGCUUCUCGUUCGUCUGAUCGGUGAUAUACUCGGUGAUAUAUGCCCGGUUUUGCUCGUGGCUCGGUUCUAACCCGGUUCUGGUGAAUAAGUCUAUAAGUGAUCAACGGAAGAGGCUGGCAAGUGCGCGCGACCGAGUUAACCGGAUGCCAACCGUGAUCCAACGAUAUCCAGUAGAAUGACCACGUUGGGCCCUGGUUAGAUCGGGUGAUUCGGGGCGGCGGGGAUGGUGCAGACGGCGGGGUGCGGUGAAAAGUGACGAUGGGCCCGCGCGAGACGCGGCAGCCAGCGAAGACGUGGUGCGCGGCGUCGAUCGUUCGUUCGCNGACGAUGCAGUGAUCGUGGUUCCCGUGGAGAAGUGAAAGGACGGGAGGUACGAUGCAUCACUCCGGCGGAACCGGUUACGGGACCGGUCCCCAGGAGAGGGUGCACCAAGCGCCGCGAGCAGCCGGCGGAUAUGAUGGCAGGUGCUACGACGAGUGUCAUCGCAGGACCCCCUACCAGGAGGACGCCUAUCCUCAGGAUGUACCUCCAAGCUUCCAUCGGCCCCAGUCCAGGCUGGGAUACGAGGAGCGUCCCCAAUCUCGCGUGGGAUACACCUCGGAUUCCAGGUGCGCCAGCGGGCUCGGAUACGACGACACCGGUGGCGGAUACCUGGACCAGACCGAUCCCAGGAUGUAUUGCACCAGUGGUUACUGCAUGGGCGAUACAAUGAUGGCGGCGAGCAGGGGUGUCUGCGGGGAGGAGGUCGAGUUGGACAUGAGGAGGCACAUCCAGGCGUGUGCCUGCACCUGCAACCACAUGGGCUACGGGAACUACAUGGACUAUCAGACGACGUGCCUAACAGAACUGCCAGACGUGGCACCGUGCAACGGCACAGUGCGACUGCCACCACCGUGCGAGGAUUCGCCGAGCAGCGGUAGCAGCAAAGAUCGGAGGGAAGAGAUGCCUCUGAUCGACGGGCACAACGAUUUGCCCUGGAACGUCAGAAAGUUCGUACACAAUCAACUCGGCGAGGUGAAUCUGAGCAGCGAUCUCGGAAGGGUUGAUCCUUGGGCCAGAUCAGACUGGAGUCACACGGACAUUCCUAGAUUACGGGCUGGCCUGGUCGGUGCACAGUUUUGGUCCGCCUACGUUCCAUGCGGUGCGGCACAGUUGAACGCUGUUCAACUUUCCUUGGAACAGAUCGACGUGAUCCGCCGCCUCGCCGAGAUGAAUGCUCAACAUUUAACUUUGGUUACCUCCGUAAAAGGUCUCAUCGAGGCUCAUCGAGAAGGGAAAAUCGCAAGUCUUAUAGGGGUGGAAGGUGGUCACUCCCUUGGAAAUUCCUUGGGUGUUCUCAGGACAUUUUACGGCCUGGGCGCGAGAUACCUUACCCUGACGCAUGCUUGCGACACUUCCUGGGCAGUCUGUUCAGUUGGCGAGACGAACAGUACCCAGGAUACGACGCCGGGCCUCAGUGAGUUUGGAAAGGCAGUUGUCAGGGAGCUAAACAGACUGGGAAUGCUAGUGGAUCUCUCUCAUGUCUCGACAAGGACUAUGAGGGCAGCCCUGCAAACGACGAGAGCGCCGGUGAUUUUCUCUCACAGUGCUGCCAGGGCACUCUGCAAUUCCACCAGAAAUGUGCCAGACGACGUGCUUAGAAAUCUGGCUAAAAAUGGCGGUGUGGCAAUGGUUCCGUUUUAUACAUACUUCAUAACGUGCAACAGUACAGCCACUAUAAAGGACGUUAUUGCGCACAUCAAUCACAUUCGAAAGGUGGCGGGGAUCGAUCACGUUGGAAUAGGAGCUGGCUUCGACGGGAUAAAUUUCACUCCUACCGGGUUGGAGGACGUUUCGAGGUAUCCUCAGUUGUUGGCAACACUGCUCGAGGACCCGACGUGGACCGAGGACGAUAUCAAGAAGUUGGCUGGCCUCAAUUUGCUGAGGGUGUUCGCCAAGGUCGAGCAGGUACGAGACGAAUGGCACAGAGCGGCAGUGUUGCCAGAGGAGAAGAUCAGUCCGCCGGACAACUCUGCCUGCGUCUACGGAGCGUCUUGAUCUUCUUUGAGAACGCUCGCAUCAGGAUUCCUCGAUUUUGUACGAUCGCCGAAGAUUCGACACGUCUCGUGGAACUAUAGGAGCCUGUAAACGUGAGGGAAUUGGAUCGGAUCGCCUCACCCCCCCCCCUGAUAACAUCUUUUUCCUGGGAUCUCGAUCGCGCCUUAUGAAGGAUGAAAAAUUGAGAAAGAACGUACACGAUCCAUCCUUGAAAACUGAUAAGAUCGAGGGCAUGUGCCGAACGAUCAUCUUCAGAGCAAGUUCAAUUUUCUCGCCGACUCGUUCAGCUCCCAUUCCGUUCAUAAAUUAUGCGAUUUCACAUUUCUGAUCAUUUUUCAGGAGCUGUAGAACUUU